Messenger RNA from Macadamia integrifolia, 2059 nucleotides. RefSeq names its product LEAF RUST 10 DISEASE-RESISTANCE LOCUS RECEPTOR-LIKE PROTEIN KINASE-like 1.1. The transcript is spliced from 4 exons. Gene Ontology annotation, molecular function: protein kinase activity; ATP binding. Gene Ontology annotation, biological process: protein phosphorylation. Lineage: Eukaryota; Viridiplantae; Streptophyta; Magnoliopsida; Proteales; Proteaceae. The coding region runs from base 1 to 1860 and encodes 619 amino acids. The record is from RefSeq and is a predicted model, not a curated record.
AUGGGUGGUUCUAUGAUCUCUACUUCUCCCUUCAGUGCUUUCUUAGUAUCUGUCUUUCUCUUUUUCCUUCUGUUGCACCUUCCUCUUCUCUCAGCUGGACCACAUCAUGACUCAGAUUGUUCAGCUUUGCCCCAUUUCUGCGGAAACUUAAACAUUAGUUUUCCCUUCUUCAACGACACCAAAUUUCACUGGCACGGCAGAGGUGGAGUAGAACUCAUUCGUUGUAUAAAUGGAUCCACAUCGGUACUGAUCUAUACCGGGGUGGAGAAUGAUGAGAGUACAUAUGAGGUUCAAAGCAUCAAUUACACCACCAACACCAUAUUAGCUCGUGACCGGAAGUCCACUCGAGACUGGCUCUCCGACAAUGACAAAUGCAAUGCCCUCUUCAACAAUUAUACUAUGCCACCUAUUUUCCGUUAUCUCUCAGCUCAUGUGAUAAGCCCCAACCUUACACUAAGAGUAUGCAAGCGCUAUGACGUCCUUGGCGAGGACUGUACAGUUGAGGCAAUACCAGAUGCAGCAGAUGUACCUGCACCUGGACCUAGUUCUCAUCCCUCUACAUAUGACUGCAAACUGGUUCAUCUUCCCGUGGAUGUGCCACCUUCCACAUUCCAUGGGUUGGUUGAUCCUGUCUCGAAAUUGUUCACUGCUGGGUUUCGUGUUCAAUGGAACCUUCCCAAAAUAUGUCAUCAGUGUGAAAAGAAUGGAACAGUCUGCAGUAGAUUCCACGACCAGCAAGAUAAUUUGUCAUGUGUACCAAAGAAUGGUGAAUGGAAUCACGGAAAUGAAGAUCAGGCAUGGAAGAAGAAACAAAGAAAGACUAUUCGAAUAGGUAUUCUGGGAGGAGCUGCGGCGGGAAUCCUUUUUUCAAGCUUGUUUUUCUUUAUAAUCUACAAAUACCGGGUUGGACAUAAGCUUGGCCGAGUUCGUAGCUCCUACUUGAAGAUGGACCUAGAAAAGGGCAGCACCCACUUGGGAGUCCCCAUCUUCUCCUAUGCUGAGCUCGAAGAAGCCACCAAUAAUUUCAGUUCUGUUAAUGAACUCGGAGAUGGUGGCUUUGGUACUGUCUACCACGGCAAGCUUCGAGAUGGACGAGUUGUUGCAAUCAAGCGGCUUUACCAUAACAACAAGAAGCAUAUUCAGAGCUUCAUGAAUGAAAUUGAGAUCCUCACUCAUUUGCGCCACCAAAACCUAGUCACUCUUUAUGGGUGCACUUCAUACCGUAGCCGCGAACUCCUCCUUGUUUAUGAAUUCAUUCCGAACGGCACUGUUGCUGAUCAUCUCCAUGGUGAUAGAAGGCAGGUUGGAUCACUCCCAUGGCCUGUUCGCAUGAGCAUAGCCAUGGAGACUGCAUGUGCAUUGUCCUAUCUCCAUGUUUCUGAUAUCAUACACCGUGAUGUCAAAACAAGCAAUAUCCUCCUUGACAACCAUUUCCAUGUGAAAGUUGCAGACUUUGGGCUAUGUCGUCUAUUCCCUAUUGAUGCCACCCAUGUCUCCACUGCUCCUCAAGGGACUCCAGGCUAUGUCGAUCCAGAGUAUCAUCGAAGCUACCAACUUACAAACAAGAGUGAUGUUUAUAGCUUUGGGGUGGUCUUGAUUGAGCUCAUAUCAUCUAAGCCGGCUGUGGAUAUCACUAGGCAUCGAGAUGAGAUUAAUUUGGCAAACAUGGCAAUGAACAAGAUACAAAAUGGAGAUUUGCAAGAGUUGGUUGACCCAUACCUUGGGUUUGAAUCGGAUUGCACCACAAGAAGGAUGGUAACAUUGGUUGCAGAAUUAGCAUUUCGUUGUCUUCAACAUGAGAGAGAAUUGAGACCUUCGAUGGAAGAGGUAGUGGAAAUUUUUGUCGACAAUUGGGGUUGAACCAGAGUACAAAGUGGAUAACAUAGAAGUGAUGGACAUUCUUGCAAGUUCUAAUGUGGAGAUGCCCCAGAAUUCAUCACCACCACCAGCUUCACCCGAUUCUGGGAGUAUUGAUAAAUCAACUAGCAGGCCAACUGUGCCACGUACUAGUGGUUAAGUUUCAUUCUCAUCAUUUUGCUAGCUCCAGCUUCAGUUUUUU